This is a messenger RNA of Drosophila hydei, 1168 nucleotides long. RefSeq names its product protein-L-isoaspartate(D-aspartate) O-methyltransferase (gene Pcmt). The transcript has 4 exons. Gene Ontology annotation, cellular component: cytoplasm. The record is from RefSeq and is a predicted model, not a curated record. Gene Ontology annotation, molecular function: protein-L-isoaspartate (D-aspartate) O-methyltransferase activity. Lineage: Eukaryota; Metazoa; Arthropoda; Insecta; Diptera; Drosophilidae. The coding region runs from base 292 to 972 and encodes 226 amino acids. Gene Ontology annotation, biological process: protein modification process.
AAGAAUUCAUUUCGGGCUUAAACCUUUGGACUUUCACAUGUAAUAAAUUAUUUUUAUCUUUAUUUUUCGAAUCUGAAUGUGCGCCGUUAUAACAUUCUCAGUAUAUUUAAAAAAAAAUUAAACAAUGCGAUAGGCUGGUAACACUGUCACCCAGCUGCUUUCGGCUGCUACAAACAAAAAUAACAACACUAACCAAUUGGAAGGCCCUUUGAAGAAAAAGCAACCAAAACGGUAAAAAAAUUAUAUAUUGCUAGCAUCAUUGGGCUGGGCCUAUUACUCCGCACAUUUAGCAUGGCCUGGCGUUCCGUGGGUGCAAACAAUGCUGAUCUUAUACGUCAGCUACGUGAUUACGGCGUAAUUGCAACCGAGUCUGUGGCAAGUGCAAUGUUAGCCACGGACCGCAAAUUUUACUCUCCCCGUAAUCCGUAUAUGGACUCGCCGCAGCCAAUUGGCGGCGGAGUAACUAUCAGUGCCCCUCACAUGCACGCGUUUGCUUUGGAAUAUUUGCGGGAUCAACUCAAGCCCGGCGCACAUGUCUUAGAUGUGGGCUCCGGAUCCGGGUACCUAACUGCCUGCUUCUAUCGUUACAUUAAGGCAAAGGGCGAAAAUUCUGACACUCGAAUUGUCGGAAUUGAGCAUCAGUCCAGUUUGGUGGAAAUGAGCAAAACUAAUCUGAACGCAGAUGAUCGCAAUAUGCUGGAAUCGGGUACUAUGCUUAUUGUUGAGGGAGAUGGACGUAAAGGACAUCCCCCACUUGCACCAUACGACGCCAUACAUGUGGGCGCAGCGGCGCCAGACACACCUACGGAGUUAAUAAAUCAAUUGGCAAACGGAGGUCGUCUAAUAGUUCCUGUUGGCCCGGAAGGUGGAACGCAGUACAUGCAACAGUAUGACAAGGAUGCCAAUGGCAAGAUACAAAUGACACGUCUGAUGGGCGUGAUGUAUGUGCCGUUAACGGAUUUACGAUCUUGACUGCAUUAUAUAUGGAAGGCGUUGGUAGUUUUGGUGCUGCUUGGUUACGUGCUCUACCGAAUUUUGAUAUAUUAUCAUUAGCUUUAUUUUAAACUAAUAAUAACGGCAUACCCUCAAGUUCGAGUGAUUCUCCAUUUUAAGCUAAAUUAAAUUUUAGUUGCCCAUAUAUAUAUAUUUGAUAUAAAUACAAUAAAUU